Molecule: messenger RNA, 693 nt
Organism: Plenodomus lingam JN3
Lineage: Eukaryota; Fungi; Ascomycota; Dothideomycetes; Pleosporales; Leptosphaeriaceae
Biological process (GO): deadenylation-dependent decapping of nuclear-transcribed mRNA
Cellular component (GO): P-body; Lsm1-7-Pat1 complex
Molecular function (GO): RNA cap binding
Source: RefSeq, a predicted model, not a curated record
AUGUCCUUCCACGCGAACCAACCCCACGGCGGCGGUCCCCCGAACAUGGCGCAGAACUUCAAUGCCAUGCUCCAACGCUCCAUGCAGGAUCCAGGGCAAUUAGAAGCGCCGAUGGAUAUCCCCGGCCGACCAAAUUCUUCCAUUGGAUACGGAGGGGUGUACAGCGCGACUCCACCACCACAGCAUGGACCUAAUGUUCUAGGCGGUGCACGGGGACCGCCUCCCCAGCAAAUACUCCCUUUGGAUUUACCUCCACAAGCAUUCUUGACCUCGGCGAUGCUCUUGGACAUGGUUGAUAAAAAAGUCGACAUUCUCCUCCGCGACGAGAAAGAAUACAUUGGUAUCCUACGCUCAUACGAUCAAUUCGCCAACCUCGUCCUCACAGAGUGCUACGAGCGCAUAGCCGCCCGCAACCCCGAUGCCACGCCCUCGUCCGACCCCUCGAUACCGCGCUGGCUCAUCCACGACGUCAAACUACCCGGCAUCAUGACGAUACGAGGGGAAAACGUGACGAUUUGCGCAACCGUCGAUUUAGACCGCGAAGAGAGCCCCCGCGGCGCAACCUUUGCAGACGUAGAUCAAGUCCGCACCCUGGCCGCGAGCCAAAAGGCAGAGAAGAAAGAGACGGACGGCCGAAAGGCAAAGGUGUUGCGUCAGGCUGGUAUCGAGCCUGGGUUUGGAAUGCAGGCAUAA